CUCAAAAUGGAGGUAAAACCGCCGCCCGGUCGCCCCCAGCCCGACUCCGGCCGUCGCCGCCGCCGCCGGGGGGAGGAGGGCCAUGAUCCAAAGGAACCAGAACAGUUGAGAAAACUGUUUAUUGGUGGUCUGAGCUUUGAAACUACAGAUGAUAGCUUAAGAGAACAUUUUGAGAAAUGGGGCACACUUACAGAUUGUGUGGUGAUGAGAGACUCCCAAACAAAACGUUCCAGGGGCUUUGGUUUUGUGACUUACUCUUGGGUUGAAGAGGUGGAUGCAGCAAUGUGUGCUCGACCACACAAGGUUGAUGGGCGUGUAGUGGAACCAAAGAGAGCUGUUUCUAGAGAGGAUUCUGUAAAGCCUGGUGCCCAUCUAACAGUGAAGAAAAUUUUUGUUGGUGGUAUUAAAGAAGAUACAGAAGAAUGUAAUUUGAGUGACUACUUUGAAAAGUAUGGCAAGAUUGAAACCAUAGGAGUUAUGGAAGACAGGCAGAGUGGGAAAAAGAGAGGAUUUGCUUUUGUAACUUUUGAUGAUCAUGAUACAGUUGACAAAAUUGUUGUUCAGAAAUACCACACUAUUAAUGGGCAUAAUUGUGAAGUGAAAAAGGCCCUUUCUAAACAAGAAAUGCAAUCUGCUGGAUCACAAAGAGGUCGUGGAGGUGGAUCUGGCAACUUUAUGGGUCGUGGAGGAAACUUUGGAGGUGGUGGAGGUAACUUUGGCCGUGGUGGAAACUUUGGUGGAAGAGGAGGCUAUGGUGGUGGAGGUGGUGGCAGCAGAGGUAGUUAUGGAGGAGGUGAUGGUGGAUAUAACGGAUUUGGAGGCGACGGUGGUAACUAUGGCGGUGGUCCUGGUUACAGUAGUAGAGGAGGCUAUGGUGGUGGUGGACCAGGAUAUGGAAACCAAGGUGGUGGAUAUGGUGGCGGUGGUGGAGGAUAUGAUGGUUACAAUGAAGGAGGAAAUUUUGGAGGUAACUAUGGUGGUGGUGGGAGCUAUAAUGAUUUUGGAAAUUAUAGUGGACAACAGCAAUCAAAUUAUGGACCCAUGAAGGGGGGCAGUUUUGGCGGAAGAAGCUCGGGAAGUCCCUAUGGUGGUGGUUAUGGAUCUGGUGGUGGAAGUGGUGGAUAUGGUAGCAGAAGGUUCUAAAAA
Balaenoptera musculus (blue whale) is the source of this 1146-nucleotide messenger RNA. Its product is annotated as heterogeneous nuclear ribonucleoprotein A3-like. NCBI's taxonomy places the organism in Eukaryota, Metazoa, Chordata, Mammalia, Artiodactyla, Balaenopteridae. The transcript has a single exon. The record is from RefSeq and is a predicted model, not a curated record. Gene Ontology annotation, molecular function: RNA binding. The coding region runs from base 7 to 1143 and encodes 378 amino acids.